CAGACACUUAAACAAACAAGAGAGAGAAGGAAGCGUCAUCUGUGGCAGGGUAGUCAGGCAGUUGAAAGGGCGUUACUUGACAAAAGAGGAACAGCAGCAUCAGCAAAAAGACAUGUUGGCUAUGAGUAAAUGGUUCACGCUGACACCUUUUAUCUCAAACAGGUAUGGUAAGAGAGUUGGGUUUUUUGCCAGAGCUGAUUCUGUUGAAGCCCAUGCCAAUGGAGGAGACAAUAGCAUCAAAAGCAACGACAAGAAGAAGAAAGUUGUUGUAGUUGGCUCGGGUUGGGCUGGUCUCGGUGCUGCUAACCAUCUCUGCAAUCAGGGAUUUGAUGUCACUGUUCUUGAUGGUGGUGAUGGUCUUGGCAAUCCAGAUAAUGUCGGUAUCCAAGGGUUUUGGUAUCCUUAUCAAAAUAUAUUUAGCCUGGUCGAUGAGUUGGGUAUCAAGCCCUUCACAAGCUGGACAAGAUCUGCACAGUAUUCAGGAGAAGGGUUGGAGGUUGAAUUUCCAGUAUACCAGGAACUCUCUCAAUUGCCAACUCCAUUGGGAACCUUAUACCACACUCAAUUUGCCCGGCUCCCUUUGGUGGAUAGAUUAACAUCACUUCCUCUGAUGGCUGCAGUAAUUGACUUUGACAACACCGAUGUUGCCUGGAAAAAAUAUGAUUCAAUUACUGCAAGGGAGCUUUUUAAACAAUUUGGAUGCUCAGAGAGGCUCUAUCAGGAUGUUUUUGGUCCAUUACUUCAAGUGGGUUUGUUUGCUCCAGCAGAGCUAUGUAGUGCUGCAGCUACUCUAGGGGUGCUAUAUUAUUUAAUUCUUGCCCACCAGAAACAUUUCGAUGUAGUAUUUUGUCGUGGGACCACUAGGGAGAAGAUUUUUGAGCCAUGGGUGGAGUCUCUGAAGGCUAAAGGUUGUGAGAUGCUGGAGGAUAAAAAGUUGACUGAUAUCUUCUUCAAUGAGGAAACAGGUUGCAUAACUGAAGUAGUUUGUGGUAAGGAGACCUACAGUGCUGAUGCAGUUAUCUUGGCUGUUGGGAUUGCCACACUUCAAGAAAUUAUCAAGAAAAGUGCAGCAUUGUAUACACGGGAAGAGUUUCUGAAAGUUUUGAACCUGGCUGGCAUAGAUGUGGUUACUGUCAAGCUGCAGCUGGAUAAGAAGGUUGCCAUCCCAAAUCCUAGCAAUGCUUGUGCUGGAUUUGAUGAUUUAUUCGGGUGGACCUUCUUUGACUUGAACGUAAUUCAUGAUGAGCAUAAAGAUGAUCCAGUAACUGUAAUACAAGCUGAUUUUUAUCAUGCGAAUGAGUUGUUGCCUCUGAAGGAUGAGCUUGUAGUUGAAAAAGUUAUGUCAUAUCUUUCCAAGUGCAUAAAGGACCUUGAGAGUGCUGCUGUGGUGGACAAAGAAAUUCGAAGGUUUCCAAAGGGAUUGACUCACUUCUUUCCAGGUUCGUAUAAGUACAUGAUGCGUGGCUCUACAUCUUAUCCUAAUUUGUUUAUGGCUGGAGACUGGAUUAUAUCACGACAUGGUUCUUGGUCACAGGAGAAAUCUUAUGUCACGGGACUUGAAGCUGCAAAUCGAGUGGUGGAUUAUCUUGAAGUAGGGAACUUUGCCAGAAUAAUUCCUGUCGAGGAAGAUGAGCCUCACAUUGAAGCACUUCGCAACUUAAAUAGAAGACUUAACGAGAUUAUCAGCCAAGUUCCAUUGUCUGGUUAUUUUCUUCACUAAGUCUAAUAUAAUUAAUGUAAACAAACUCACACAUCCACACAGAAGAAU
This is a messenger RNA of Theobroma umbraticum, 1768 nucleotides long. RefSeq lists its product as uncharacterized. Lineage: Eukaryota; Viridiplantae; Streptophyta; Magnoliopsida; Malvales; Malvaceae. Gene Ontology annotation, molecular function: oxidoreductase activity. The record is from RefSeq and is a predicted model, not a curated record.